Molecule: messenger RNA, 2338 nt
Organism: Drosophila eugracilis
Lineage: Eukaryota; Metazoa; Arthropoda; Insecta; Diptera; Drosophilidae
Gene: IKKepsilon
Product: serine/threonine-protein kinase TBK1
Biological process (GO): peptidyl-serine phosphorylation
Cellular component (GO): cytoplasm
Molecular function (GO): protein serine/threonine kinase activity; ATP binding
Source: RefSeq, a predicted model, not a curated record
GUAGCUCACUGUUAUCGAUAGACCAUCCAUACAAGUGUUUUUGUUUGUUAAUAUCAAGCGCUUGGAAAUAAAUCAAAAUAAAUAGGAAUUAGGUGGAAAAAAGCUCUGAAAUGUCCUUCCUACGCGGCUCUGUGAGCUAUGUGUGGUGCACCACCAGUGUCCUCGGAAAGGGAGCCACCGGUUCUGUUUUCCAGGGGGUCAAUAAAAUCACCGGCGAAUCGGUCGCGGUGAAAACCUUUAAUCCCUACAGUCACAUGCGGCCGGCAGAUGUUCAGAUGCGGGAAUUCGAGGCAUUAAAGAAGGUCAAUCACGAAAACAUAGUGAAACUACUGGCUAUUGAGGAGGACCAGGAGGGACGCGGCAAGGUGAUCGUAAUGGAGCUCUGCACAGGUGGCAGUCUAUUUAACAUUCUUGACGAUCCGGAAAACUCGUACGGAUUGCCAGAACACGAAUUCUUGCUGGUGCUGGAGCACCUCUGUGCAGGAAUGAAGCAUCUGCGAGAUAACAAACUGGUGCAUCGCGAUCUCAAGCCCGGAAAUAUAAUGAAGUUCAUCUCUGAAGACGGGCAGACUAUCUAUAAACUUACUGACUUUGGCGCUGCCCGAGAACUGGAGGAUAACCAGCCUUUUGCGUCUCUAUAUGGCACCGAGGAGUAUCUCCAUCCUGAUCUCUAUGAACGAGCUGUGCUGAGAAAGUCCAUCCAGCGAUCAUUCACCGCUAAUGUGGAUCUGUGGUCGAUUGGGGUUACUCUGUAUCACGUAGCCACUGGAAAUCUGCCUUUUAGACCUUUCGGGGGAAGGAAAAAUCGAGAAACCAUGCAUCAAAUUACCACCAAGAAGGCAUCCGGGGUGAUUUCUGGUACACAACUGUCAGAAAAUGGACCCAUUGAGUGGUCCACCACCCUGCCACCGCAUGCACAUCUAUCUCAGGGAUUAAAAACCCUUGUGACUCCUCUUUUAGCUGGCCUUCUCGAGGAAAAUAGGGAAAAAACCUGGUCUUUCGAUCGCUUUUUCCACGAGGUAACGCUCAUUCUCCGUAAGCGUGUUAUCCAUGUGUUCUUCACUAAUCGCACCAGUUCGGUGGAAGUAUUUCUGGAGCCCGAUGAACAGAUUGAUAACUUCCGGGAGCGAAUUUUCCUGCAGACUGAGGUGCCGCUGGAGAAACAGAUACUACUGUUUAACAACGAGCACCUAGAGAAGAAGGUCACUCCACGAACCAUAGCUAAAGCAUUCCCUGUCACCACAACAGAGCAACCAAUAUUCCUUUACAGCAACGACGAUAACAAUGUUCAGUUGCCCCAGCAAUUGGAUCUUCCCAAGUUCCCAGUAUUUCCUCCUAAUGUGUCUGUUGAAAAUGACGCCAGCUUGGCUAAGUCCGCUUGUAGUGUUGGUCACGAGUGCAAAAGACGAGUGGACAUCUUUACGUCCAUGGAUAUCCUCAUCAAAAAGGGAGUGGAGCAUUUCAUUGAAAUGCUAAUAACCACGAUAACUUUACUUUUAAAGAAAACUGAAAGCUUUGACAACUUGCUUUCUACUGUUAUUGAUUAUGCAGAUGUAGUGCAAAGCAUGGCCAGAGUGACAAAGGGGGAUCAGGAGCUAAAGGCCCUGCUGACUGCCCUGGAAAAUGUAAAAAGCGACUUCGAUGGAGCCGCCGAUGUGAUCUCACAAAUGCACAAACAUUUUGUCACAGAGGAUGAACUAAAUGAUCAAUGGACAUCGUCUAUGCACGGCAAAAAGUGUCCCUGUAGGACAAGGGCGAGCGCCCAGGCCAAGUACCUUGUGGAAAGGCUUCGCGACUCCUGGCAGCAUUUGCUUCGAGAUCGUGCCACACGCACGCUAACCUACAACGAUGAGCAGUUCCAUGCUUUGGAAAAGAUCAAAGUCGAUCACAAUGGCAAGCGCAUUAAGGCCUUGCUUUUGGAUAAUGUAAAUCCCACAGUGGCUCAGAUCGCCGAGUGCCUUGCUGAUUGGUACAAGCUGGCCCAGACCGUUUACCUUAAAACACAAAUCCUUGAAAAAGAUGUGCGCGAUUGCGAGCGGAAAUUGAAUGGAAUACGCGAUGAGCUGUAUCACAUCAAGUCGGAACUAAAACUGGAUGUGGACACAAAGACAAUAAACAACAAUAACCAGUUGGCCAAGAUCGAAGAGCGAAAUCGGUUGAGAGUGAUGCAACAGCAACAACAGGAAGUUAUGGCUGUCAUGAGAACCAACAGCGAGAUAAUAAGUUUGCUUAGCAAACUUGGUAUUACAAAUGGAGGUCUUGAGAAGAGUUAGAACGAGUGUUUAAUUGCUUUUGCUUAUGUUGUAAGUUAUAAAUAAAUGUAUGCUUUUAUAUGAAA